Messenger RNA from Racocetra persica, 156 nucleotides. The record is from the annotation of a GenBank genome assembly. Lineage: Eukaryota; Fungi; Glomeromycota; Glomeromycetes; Diversisporales; Gigasporaceae.
ACUUACCUGAUAUAUUUGUUGGACAAAGUAUUGAGAAUGCUCAAAGUAACUUUGAUUAUAGGGAUACUGCAGACCCAACACCAGAUAUUACAUAUGAAGUUGAGGAUAGUUAUAAAAGUCAUGAAUCUAUCAACCAAGUAUCCCAAAAAUCUACAU